Molecule: messenger RNA, 1713 nt
Organism: Owenia fusiformis
Lineage: Eukaryota; Metazoa; Annelida; Polychaeta; Sabellida; Oweniidae
Source: the annotation of a GenBank genome assembly
AUGACGCUGAAGAGACGAUAUUCGCAGUAUGCGAUUGUACUAGUUCUUUUCGGACUUGCUAGCUUCGUAAAAAACCAAGCAAUAUCACGAUGCUUCAUUGGUACUGAAAACAACAGCUACUGCUUUCACUUUUCUCCAUCACCGAAAACAUGGUCAGACGCCCAACAUUUUUGUGAAAGUACCUUUGGUGGAAAUCUUGCUACCAUCGAUUCGCAAGAUAAAUUUGACUUUGUCGACAGUACAAUAAAUAGGUUUGCAUGCAUGAAAGUCAUUUUCUUUGUAGCUGCUUCGGGACCGAACAAUCAACCUUGCCCUGCUGUUGAUCCAGAAAAGACUAUAUCAAUAGAUGAUGCGGUAGGCAUAGAUUUCAAUGUGGAAAACAUACUUAACUACCCCGUGCGAAUUAAUUGGCGUGAUUAUAGCAGCAUCGAGUCGUUCAAUGUGUCGAUAUCUGCAGGAGGGACAGUUCCCGUGUUUACCUAUGAAACACACCUAUGGGUGGCUAGGAAUGAUACUGAUGAUAGACUUGAAAUAAAUGGACUGUGUGUAUAUAACUUUACAGCUGAAGACAGCAUCAACCAACCGAUAAAUGUGGUCAUUUCAGAGAACACUGAUAGUUGUCCAGCAGGAUGGUACAGCUUCCAGGAUAGCUGCUACGUGUCUAGUGAAUCACUCGGAUUAGUGGAUACUAACUGGACAGAUGGUAAACAGGCAUGUAUUGACCUUGGUGGCCAUCUAGUAACGAUAACAUCAAGUGAAGAGAAUCAAGAAGUGGCGAGUUUACAGAGAGUUCCACACUGGUAUGGUUUGCAAAGAGAGCUGUAUUCUUGGAAUAGUAUUCCUCUUGGAGAUUUCACUGCAUGGGAUGCUGAACCAGCUGAGACGCUUCCCGUUAGUGAUAGCUGUGCCUUUGCAAAUGUAUUAAACUCUGGGAAUUGGGAAACUGCAGCAUGCUCGUCACUCAAGGGAUUCCUGUGCGAGUCACGUCUUGAUUGUUUACCGAUCAUCAUCAAGAAGGACAAUUUUGAAUACUACACACAAAGAUAUCUUACCAAUGCACACAACCGUAUGGAUAACUUGGCUUACAGUACACUCUCCAUUGGAUUUUAUUUCAAGCGAGAUGAUGUUGUUUCCUUCGAAGUUGCUGGCUUUUUUGUUUCAUUUUCUGACUUUAUGUGGAGAGAAGCAGACUCUUUGAAAUAUUACAUCACAGAUCGAGGAGGAUGUGUUCAAAUUGAUACGAUAAAGGCUGCCUUUUUCAACGACUGGUGUUUUUAUGAUGCUUUUGAGAAAACCAUGGAAGCCAUCAAAGACUACAUUGACCAAAUGAAACUGGCGGGCGAAGAGGCAAAAUCAUUAGGAGACCAGGCGACAGUGGAGUUCGUCAAGAAGAUGACAUCACGCCAUGAGGAGAUUUUGAAACAAUUCAGUGUUUACUUGGACAACGCCCGCGUUGCUGAACGAACCGAGUCGGAAGCUUGGCUCUUUAGCAAGCUAAACAAAUGGUUGACGUUUGACGACUUCUGAUGAUGAUAUGACCAUCGAGACAAUCUAAUGUGUAUCGAGUGUACUAAAUUGUGGUGGCCUUGGUGAAAUUGUGGUGGAAGGUUGGUGGCAGUGUGGAUUUCUGGUUUCCUGCUGUGUUAUGUCUUUGCUAAUUAUGACUUAAAUAUUACAUGUAUUAAAAAGUAUUCAAUCUGAUGUAUUGUGGUA